AUGUUAGAAAUAAUCAACAUUAUUUCGCUAAUAUUUUCAGUAGUUUCUGUUGCAGGGAAUAUGUUUCUUGUUUUGAGUAUCUUGAGAAAUUUUGAAACAAGAAAUCCAUUUGGAUCUUUUAUUAUCAACUUGAGUAUUGCUGAUAUAUUUUCUGGAGUUUUUGUGCAGUUGCAUGUGCUCCUUGAGAAGUUUAACAUUGAAAUGAACAACAGUUCAUUUUUCUUCAAGGCACUUGAAACUUCAUCUCGCUCGAUAACGUUAAUGUUCCUUGUAGUUCUAUCGUUUUACUUGAUAUUUUCCUUAAUAAGUCAAGUAACAGUUGAAAAGUAUUUUACACCUGAAGAUACAUUUAUUAUUAUUUUCAUCAUUUGGUCAUUAAUUGGUGGGAUUCAUUUGGUUUAUCAUAAAAUCAAGCCAAAAUGCAUAGUUUAUGAUGAUAAAUUUUCAAAUAAUGACUUUUUUGAUAUGAUUUUUACAGUUAUACUAUUAUUUCAACUUUUGACUGCAUUUUAUCUGAAAUAUAAACAGAAUCUUAUCAGAUAUAACGUCACAGAUGAAACUGUUAACAGAUAUAACAAUUUUGGACUAUCACAUCUUAGUAGUCCUGCUUUCAUAUGCUACACUGAUAGGUCAAUGAAAUCAUUUAUUAAGCUCCAGUCGAUUCUGUUUAUUAUUUUCUGGUUACCUUACUUUAUCACUAUAGUACUCAUUUUCAAUGGAGUUAAUUGGGACUAUAUACAUAAUGUUUCAACAUUCACGUACUUUCUUGGUACAAUGAAAGGUUUUGCUGCUUGUAUUGGAACCUUUAUCGUGUAUCCAGAUAGCAGAAUGAUUUUACAAAAUAUAAAAGAAACUAUAUUGACCAUAAGAGAUUAAGG
Messenger RNA from Chironomus riparius, 878 nucleotides. Lineage: Eukaryota; Metazoa; Arthropoda; Insecta; Diptera; Chironomidae. The record is from the annotation of a GenBank genome assembly.